AUGUUCACUCGUUUGCGUAUCUCAGCUUCGUCAUCUAAGUGCACCUUGCGUUUACCAUCUGCUCACGGAUGUCCGCGUAGAACAUUCUUCCAGUCCUUCGUCGCAGGAAAGGAUGAAAAUUUUGAGGCAAACGACGAAGAUGACGCUCUUGGCGAGGCCAUCCUAGAGGGCCUGAACUUACCAGACGAUGCCGAAACCCCACGAACUCCUUCAUACGAAAACUGGAUAGCAGGUGCCGGUCUUAAGUACCGCGAUUCCGCGCCGCGGAAUUGGCUUGGCUCAGGAACGCCUUUCCCUCUUAACCAAUCAUUCCGUCCCCCUCCGCCUGUUUCGGAUGCUUUACGCACUCAUAUCUAUUUUUCCUACAUGGCUGAUCCCGAGGCUAAUUCAGUGCGCGUUCUGGCUGCCAGACAUCAUCUCAGCAUCAAACGUAUCGAUGCUAUUCUACGACUGAAAGGUUUAGAACAAUCGUGGAAAAAGGGUAAACCCGUACAGACAGGUUUUGUUCAAGGCAUGGAAAGUAUCCUUGGCGUGCCUCGAACCAAGGUUUUUACUACCCUUGAUGAAUCGAAGCCUGUACCCGUGCAGUACGAUACCAACCAGCAGGUGGCCAAAAUAGAUAGCGAUAGAUACGAUGCGGUCGAGGCCGAUCGAGAAGACGAAGAAGCCGGUGGCUUUGACUGGGCGCGACAAAGGUAUCAGCGGAUGUUUUGGGAGACUGUGCCUGAGGGCAAGGACCCAAUUAUGCCAGGCAUUUUGGAAGCUGCCACAAAAUCAGCCACUGCCACUUCUGAGAACAGGACAAAGACAACUAUUGUCGAACGUCCUGGACGCCCAGCAAUCAAAUUCAUUGAUGUCGGCAACAUGUUCUUAGAUAUCAAAGAGCAGGAACGUCGUGUCAAGGAGAGUGAGCGCAGGGCGAAGGUUCGAUCGCGAAGAAAAGAGCGUCAAUGGAUGGCCAAUUGA
Molecule: messenger RNA, 966 nt
Organism: Suillus plorans
Lineage: Eukaryota; Fungi; Basidiomycota; Agaricomycetes; Boletales; Suillaceae
Product: eukaryotic mitochondrial regulator protein-domain-containing protein
Exons: 4
Coding region: 1-966 (321 amino acids)
Biological process (GO): mitochondrial translation
Cellular component (GO): mitochondrial small ribosomal subunit
Molecular function (GO): structural constituent of ribosome
Source: RefSeq, a predicted model, not a curated record